Boeremia exigua is the source of this 2086-nucleotide messenger RNA. Its product is annotated as amino acid permease/ SLC12A domain-containing protein. The transcript has 3 exons. NCBI's taxonomy places the organism in Eukaryota, Fungi, Ascomycota, Dothideomycetes, Pleosporales, Didymellaceae. Gene Ontology annotation, cellular component: membrane. Gene Ontology annotation, molecular function: amino acid transmembrane transporter activity. Gene Ontology annotation, biological process: amino acid transmembrane transport. The record is from RefSeq and is a predicted model, not a curated record. Bases 216 to 1937 code for a protein of 573 amino acids.
GGCGAACUUCGCAUGGGUGUCCGUGGAGCUUUGAUUGGCUCAGCCACUCAUAUCAACGCUAACCCAGCCUACGAGAUACCAAGGUCUUGACCUUCACUGCAACUGUUUAUUAGAGAGGCCCAUCCACCCAAGACCCACCAGACCGGACCCAUCUGCUCCAUCUCUUUGUCUCCUCACCUACGUUACAGCUUGAUAUAAUCAAGGCUUGUGACAACAUGUCCGAUAACAAGGUUUACGAGGUCAACGAGAAACUCAGUUCGCCCUCGAACGAGUUCCAUGGCAAGGACGAUGCCAUCUAUCGCACUCAAACUGAACACAGUGUCACUCAAGGUCAAGUCCACAAUGCCGAUCAGCUACAGAGGCAUUUGGGCAAUCGUCAGGUUCAACUGAUUGCCAUUGGUGGCUCCAUCGGCACUGCUACCUUCGUCUCUAUUGCCAAUGGUCUGGUCAAGGGCGGUCCAGGUUCCCUGUUCCUCGCCUACACCAUCUACUCAUGUAUGCUGGGGCUAGUCAACAACUCCAUGGCGGAGAUGGCCUCCUUCAUGCCCGUCACUGGUGGCUUCAUCCGCAUGGCUGGACACUGGGUUGAUCCUGCAAUGGGCUUCUGGGCUGGCUGGAAUUUCUUUAUCUACGAGGCCAUCCUUAUUCCCUUCGAGAUCAGCGCAUUGAAUCUCGUGCUCAAGUUCUGGAGCGAUGAUAUUCCAGUUGCCGCAGUCGUCGCUGUCUGUAUCGUCCUAUACUUUGCCAUCAACGCCUUUGUCGUCAAGGCAUACGGAGAGACUGAAUUUUGGCUCGCUCUCGGAAAGGUCUUCCUCAUUCUGAUCGUCUUUUCGUUCACUUUCAUCACGAUGGUUGGUGGCAACCCCUUGAAGGACGCAUACGGAUUCCGCUACUGGAAAAAUCCCGGCGCCUUUGCCGAAUAUAACUCCACCGGAGAUCUUGGUCGAUUUGAGGGUUUCCUUGGUUCCAUGUGGAGCGCUGCUUUCACAGUUGUGGGUCCCGAGUACCUGUCCAUGCUCUCUGGUGAAGUGAAGCUUCCCAGGACCUACCUCAAGAACGCUUUCAAGGUUACCUAUGUUCGUUUCGCCUUCUUCUUCAUCGGCAGUGCACUUUGCAUCGGAAUUGUCAUCCCAUACAACGAGAAGACUCUACUUGAUGUCAUGUCUGGUGCCGCUGGUGGUGCUGGAAGUGCCGCUGCUUCUCCCUACGUUAUUGCUAUGAGGAAUAUGCGUGUCAGCGGUCUUCCUCACCUCGUAAACGCAUUACUAUGCACUUCCAUCUUCUCCGCCGGAAACGCCUAUACUUACUACGGAACACGCUCGCUUUACGGCCUUGCCCUUGAAGGCCAAGCGCCUAAAUUCUUGAAGAAGUGCACGAAGAAGGGCGUGCCAUUUUACUGUCUGCUCGUCACCAUUUGCUUCCCCUUCCUUGGCUUCCUGAAUGUCAACGCCGGAUCCGCUAAGGUGUUGACUUGGUUCAUCAACAUCAUCACUGGAGCCCAGAUCAUCAACUAUAUCGUUAUUUGCAUCACGUACCUAUUCUUCUACCGCGCAGUCAAGGCCCAGGGUGUUGACCGUAAGGCCAUGCCUUACUACGGUCGCUUCCAGCCUUAUGGCACCUGGAUCUCCAUGAUUUUCUUGAUUCUUGUGCUUGGCGGUUACGGCUACGGUACCUUCCUGCCUGGCAACUUCACUGUUGAUGGUCUCUUCACCUACUACUUUAUGGUCGGCAUCGCGCCUGUGCUCUUCCUUGGUUGGAAGUUCCUCAAGAAAACAAAGACGGUCAAGCCCCACGAGGCUGAUCUCGUGUGGGAGAAGGCAUACAUCGAUGCGUAUGAGUCCUCUUUCGCUGAGGAGACUAAGGGUUUCUGGCAAGAGAUCCUCGAGAUGUUCAUGUGCGGCAUGAAGGGCCGCAAGAAGCAAAGCGGGUAUGCUUAGAUGGCUCACCGUUCUAGCGGUGAAAGCCGCUCACCUUUGGAAUGGGGUUGUCGACGACUGCAGGCACUAUGAAUGCCCGACCUUUAUUUGACAUGUUGUUCGCACAAUUUUCGUUGGUUUUGCUAGAAAUGAGAAGCAGUCAAAGUGCC